Cucumis melo (muskmelon) is the source of this 1027-nucleotide messenger RNA. RefSeq names its product probable glycosyltransferase At3g42180. The record is from RefSeq and is a predicted model, not a curated record. NCBI's taxonomy places the organism in Eukaryota, Viridiplantae, Streptophyta, Magnoliopsida, Cucurbitales, Cucurbitaceae. The transcript has 2 exons. Gene Ontology annotation, molecular function: glycosyltransferase activity. Bases 14 to 1027 code for a protein of 337 amino acids.
AAGCCACAUAGAAAUGGUCAAGAGGUUCAAGGUAUGGAGUUAUAGAGAAGGAGAACAGCCUCUGUUCCAUGACGGUCCAUUGAAUAGCAUAUAUGCCAUUGAAGGCCAAUUUAUAGAUGAGUUAGAUUGCAGCAAGAGUCCUUUUAGAGCCAGCCAUCCUGAUCAAGCUCAUGUAUUUCUUCUUCCCUUGAGUAUCACCAACAUCAUUCAUUUCAUUUAUAGGCCAAUCACUUCUCCUACUGACUACAGCCGUGAUCGGAUGCACCGUGUGACAACUGAUUACAUUCGAGUUGUUGCCAACAGGUAUCCAUAUUGGAACCGAAGCAAUGGUGCUGAUCAUUUUGUGGUUUCAUGCCAUGAUUGGGCACCAGAAAUCUCAGAUGCCAACCCCCAACUGUUCAAGAACUUCAUCAGGGUAGUGUGCAAUGCGAACAUCACAGAAGGCUUUCGUCCCAACAUAGAUAUUCCACUCCCAGAAAUCAACAUCCACCCUGGAACGUUAGGGCCACCGGACUUAGGCCAGCCACCAGAACGCCGCCCAAUUCUAGCUUUCUUCGCUGGAGGAGCUCAUGGAUACAUCAGGAAGAUUUUGAUCAAGCAUUGGAAGGAAAAGGACAAUGAAGUUCAAGUUCAUGAAUACCUUCCUAAGACCCAAAAUUACACCAAAUUGAUUGGAGAAAGCAAGUUUUGUCUCUGCCCUAGUGGCUAUGAAGUGGCAAGCCCGAGGGUGGUGGAAGCCAUCUAUGGCGGUUGUGUUCCAGUGAUCAUUUCUGAUAACUAUUCGUUACCAUUCAGCGAUGUUCUAGAUUGGAGUCGGUUUUCAGUGGAGAUACCUGUUCAAAGAAUACCAGAAAUAAAAACAAUCUUGAAAGCUAUCUCAGAAGAGAAGUAUUUGAAGAUGUACAAAGGAGUGAUCAAAGUAAAGAGGCAUUUCAAGAUAAAUAGGCCUGCAAAGCCAUUUGAUGUAAUGCACAUGCUGCUUCAUUCACUGUGGCUUAGAAGGCUUAACUUUGGCCUUCCUCAUUGA